CGUCAAUCCUCGCCGGACUUCUCAGCUGUCCGGAAGCGCCAUGCUGCAGACAACCAGCUCGCACAGCUCGUGGAGCAGAUGGCGAGGUCGUGUGGCGUUGCAGGACUUCUGGCGAUCGCCCAACUGGUGCCUGUGGCUGUGUGCGAAGUCUUGUCCGUGCGGACGUCGCCUCCACGGGACCUCGAGGCCUCGCUGGCGAACUGGAACUUGGGCCUCGACGAUGCCGGCGCGCCGCCCUUGGCGGGGCAGCUCCGCGUUUCCGGCUGCGGGAGUCCGGCGGAGGAUCUGAACGGCGCGCUGGCCCUCGUCGAUUCGGCCAGCUGCGAGGACUUGGUAGAGGCCACCCACCGCUUGGCGAAGGCGGGUGCGCUGGGCGCGGUCUUCGUGCACUACGACGAGGGCCUGGCGGGCCUGGCGUUGGGCGACGCGGAGGUGCCCAGCAUCCGUGCGGUGGUCAUCGAACGUUCGCCGGGCCUUGAGCUGCUGUCGCUCUUGGCCUCCCAGGCGGUCGAGGCGGAGCUGAAGCUGGGGAAGUUGAUCUCGGAGGAUGCCUACGAGGAACAGUUCAUCUUCCGCGUGGAUGAGUUUCAUGCGACCCGGAAGGAAAACUUCCUUUGGCACCAAUACCCGAGCUUGUUGCCCAGCAGCGGACGAGAGACCUUGAGUGCCCGGUUGAUGCCGCGGCUCGCGGUGCCUGAGGGCUGGUUCUCUCGGCCCAUGGGCUUUGUGCCUCUCUUCAACCCCUCGUUGCUCUCUCUGCAGGAUGGCACCUUCCUAGUGGCCUUGCGGAUGUCCAAUGGGCAAGGGUGUCCCAGCGUCCGCGCUGCCCGGGAGUCGAGCAUGGACACACGCAUCUGCCGGAAUGAGCUGGUGCUUGCCCAUCUAGGCGAAGAUCUGGCUGUGCGUAGCCACGUCCUGGUCGAGAUGCCCAUGCUGCGUUGCCGCUUCACCGCGGAGUCACAGACGGCCGGUCGGCAGUUCUUGGAUGAGGUCUAUGGCCCCAUGGACGCACGUAUUGCCUGGGGCGACGAGGAAAUUUGGGUCCUCUUCUAUGCCGAGAGGAAUGUCUGCGAAGUGGAGGUGGAACGAGGCAUGCACGCGGCCCCUUUGCACAUUGACUGGGCCACAUGCAACGGUUGGUACCUCUACGCGACAGACGCAGCCUUUCUGCCAUCGCAAUGCAGCUGGUUAGGGAGUGGCGAUCCCAUCUCCCUCGAGAGCUGCCAAAGAUCCUGCGAGGCGCAAAAGGCUUGCACUGCCUUCACCUUCCGAGAAGGUGUUGCCUGCGAGCUCCGUCAAUGCUCCGAGCGCCCGAAGGUCUGGCCACUGGUGGGCUGGCAGUCCUGGCACCGAGGAGGAGAUCAAUGCCUAGAAAGGGCCUUUGUGAAGGCAGAGGAGCUCUUAGCCUUCCCGGCGGCCCACGGUGUGGAAAAGAACUGGAACCUCAUUCUCGGAGAGAAGCUCCGCUUGUUCAUGGAAUAUUUCAUCGAGCCUCACAUCGUGCUCACUGCCUCACUCUGGCGGAACGAUGCAGGAAUUCAUCUCGCCCGCCUGGAGCAGAGCUUCGUUUCGCGGUGGCCUUAUGAGGUCUUGCAUGGCCUCACCAACGUUCGAGGUGGCUUCUGUUGCCUGCGGCUAUCGGACGAGCUACUUCAAAUCCGGACCUCUCAGCGCCGAAUUGGGGGGGAUGAUGAUGAGGAGAAUCUGGAGCUGCCACCAGGGCCGUUGCUCCUGGGUGCUGGGCAUUUGCAGCGAAUCCGUUCCCCCUUCGAUCAGGCGCCGGGAGACCUGUCCCGCUUCCGGCGGCAAGCGAAGAGCCGGACCUACCACCAGUUCUUCUACCUGCUGCGGGCCUCGGAGCCCUUCGACGUGGUGGCCGUGUCCUCGGAGUGGUGCAUUACCAUCAACGGACACUUCUCACAGCAUUGGGCGGAGGUCCUAGCCCCAGGAGAAGAGGCAUGCGAGUCGAUCCAGUUUGUGGCUGGCUUGGCGCUGCGGGGUUCCGAGGUGGUGGUGAGUUACGGCAUCAAUGACUGUGAGUCCGACUUGCUGCCGCUACCUCUUUCGGAGGUCGUGGCGAUGCUGAAGCCUGUGAGGUCCGCAGUGAAUGUCUCACUGGAUGAGUUGGAGAUGAUCUAGAAAGAAUCAAGGGACGGGUAAGUGGAAUAUGGGUUGUUGAUGCUUGUUGGUAACGGCAUGUUUUCUUUUUUACACUUGAAAUGCUUUUGGC
This is a messenger RNA of Durusdinium trenchii, 2230 nucleotides long. The record is from the annotation of a GenBank genome assembly. Lineage: Eukaryota; Dinophyceae; Suessiales; Symbiodiniaceae.